Molecule: messenger RNA, 1149 nt
Organism: Acanthosepion pharaonis
Lineage: Eukaryota; Metazoa; Mollusca; Cephalopoda; Sepiida; Sepiidae
Source: the annotation of a GenBank genome assembly
AUGUUUAAUAUCCUCAAGUUCGGCGGGAAAAUCCAUAUUUGGGCGGGAAUGGACGUUUACUGGGUUGGGAAGGAUAUUGUCUGCUUUACUCGGGAAGGUCUGACGGUGAUAAACGCGCUCGCUCUUUCUUUCUUUUCUUUCUUUCUUUUUUUCUAUUCUUUCUUUUCACCUAAUCUUUUCUUUCAUUACUUUCUUUCUAUUCUUUCUCUUCAUUCCUUUUUUCGUUUCUUUUCUUUCUUUCUUUGUUUCCGUUUCUUUUCUUUCUUUUUAUGCCUUCUUUUCUUUUCUUUCUUUCUUUUCAUUCUUUCUUUCUUUUCUUUCCUUCUUUUCUUUCUGUUUCGUUUUUUCUUUUUGUUCCUUCUUUCUUUUCUUUCUUCCCUAUCUUUUCUUUUCGUUCUUUCUUUUCUUUUCUUUUCUUUCUUUCUUUUUUUCUUUUCUUUCUUUCUUUUUUUCUUUUCUUUCUUUCUUUUCUUUCUUUUCUUUCCGUUUCUUCUCUUUCUUUUCGUUCCUUCUUUUUUUCUUUCCGUUUUUCUUUCUUUCGUUCUUUCUUUUCGUUCCGUUUCUUUUCUUUCUUUUCAUUUCUUCUUUCUUUUCUUUCUUUCUUUCUUUCUUUCUUUUUUCCGUUUCUUUUCUUUCUUUUCGUUCCUUCUUUCUUUUUUUCAUUCUUUCUUUUCUUUCUUUCUUUCUUUUCUUUCCGUUUCUUUUAAUUCCUUCUAUCUUUCCUUUUCGUUCCUUUCUUUCUUUCUUUCUUUCGUCAGGAUGUAUAAUUAUACACAUACAUACAUACAUACAUACAUACAUCUAUCUAUCUAUCUAUCUAUCUAUCUAUCUAUCUAUCUAUCUAUCUAUUUCUGUCAUUUCAUAUCUAUCUAUCUAUCUAUCUAUCUAUUAUCUAAAACUGUAAAUAUCUAUCUAUGUAUCUAUCUAUCUAUUUCUAUUUCGUCAUAUCUAUCUAUCUAUCUAUCUAUCUAUCUAUCUAUCUAUCUAUCUAUCUAUCUAUCAUCUGUGCACUAUCCAUCUAUCUCUGUCUAUUUUUUGUCUCUUCACUAUCUAUCAAUUUAUAUCAAUCUUUUUUUUAUCUAUCUAUCUAUCUAUCUAUCUAUCUAUCUAUCUAUCUAUCUAUCUCAUUUUGUUCAAAUAUAUCAAUAA